AUGUCAAAUCUGUAUUCCAGUUAUGGACAAGGUGUUUGUACUUGGAGCCAAAGGCUAAUACCAAAGAAUUCAACUGGCAACAUUGCUUUCGACUUGCCGGUGUUGGAAAGUUAUUGGGUGCGUUUACAGUUUGUAAUAAAUGUUGCGUCUUGCGUUUAAUUAACAUUUAACUCCGUUAACCAUUACGUCGAUACUUCAAUUGAACCUCCUCGUACGGUCUUUUAAAGAGAGGAUAUCUUGGAAAUGAAACCUUCUGGACAUACCCUUGGGCAAGGGGUUGGUGUUCGUACAAGCAAGGCUACUUUCGGUGUCCUUACAUUACACGUAUGAAGCCCCUAUGUUUUUAACACCUAUGAUUCAGCUGUCUACUGUUGUAGUGUAAACACUAGAUGGCAUAUUUUGUUUCAACGUUUUUGAAUUGUUAUUCCUGUUACCAGUUUGCUCCAAUAAGUAAAUCCUACUGGAAAUAUUUACCUAUUUGACACGUUGAGUAGCGUGUGGCCCCCAAUUAGGAACGUUUAUUUUAAAAGCGUCCCAGAAGUGACAAACUGACUUUUACAGAUUUGCUUGCGUUACUUUUUGCUUAAGGUGACGAUCGUUUGGCAACGCAGCUGAUGUUUCCUGACGCAGAGAAUAUCUCUUACAUUAUGCUAAGAGACACAUUUCCAAUUACGAUUCACAAAGCAGAGGAUGAAACCAUACGUAGGUUCCUUCUUUCGUGUAGAUGGCGUAAAUUUUGGUAGAGCAAAGAUGCCCGUAUCUUUUGCAUUCAUUACUUCAAUAGCCAUAUAAAUGUACAGACCUGAAGAGAAUUUAUCGAAAGCAAACGGAUGCUUGCCAAAUAGCCUUUUGAAUUUUACAGUGAGAAUUUUCGCAACUCUAAAGAUGAAAGAGUUUGCUAAACCUUUAAAUGACGUUUUUAUUUUCAGCUGGCUUCUAUAUAGAAGAAGGCACUAAGUUAAACCUCUGUCCACAAACUGGGACCGUCCAGUUGUUCUGGACAUUCAAUGGCAAUGAAUCGGACUUGCAAGAUGUACGACACAACUUAAAUCACCUCUGCCAAAGAGAAUUUAAGAAUUGUUGAACAGAUUUAACCGCCCACUCUCUCUAUUUAAAGAUAAGCUGCUAUACUAACGAAAGACUGCUUUGCUCUGGAUUACAAACCGCCACAUCGGCCAACGAUGACAAUUGCAGUAAGUGAAUUCUUUGCAGAUUUUCGCGGCCGCCUAGAAGUAAUAAUUAUUCGACUUGCAAUAAAAAACAUUUUCCCUCAAUUUGUUUUGCAUUGUGGGCGAAAAGGGCAUUCUUUAUCUUAAAAAAUUAAUUAAGUCUUGCUGUGAGGUUUGGCUAAUAACAAGUCCAAAUUAAUUCGAAAUAAUCGAGGAAUUAUCCGUUACAUCUCCCGGCAGACUGCGCUUCAAGUUUUAACUGCUUUGCGAAUUUUUCUUUGCGGUACUUAACAAACGACGACUCCAAACAUAAGUCCCACUCUCCUCGACUGUCUCCAUUUCUGCUUUUAAAUAGCCGUUAUUAAAAUCAGCUAGUUAACAAUUAGCUGCUUUAAACUGUCUAGAAUUUCACAUGCGGAAUGGUCGUGUGACUGUUGGAUAUCAAGUCUACAAAGAGGUUGCAGUUUGGACACUCUACUACUGUCAUGCAAACAAGGAACAGACUAUAACACUGACCUACAUUGUAGACUGGGAAGGUGAGUUUGGUAUCUACGUGAUAUCUUUAUCAGAUUAUGAACGAGUCACCCCAAUAAUUCAAAUGUUUUCGCUUCUCGAUAGACAUAUCCCUCAGAAAACGAGCACUUUUUGCUACCACAUAGAGUGACCUCGGUUAGUCAAACAAGAGAGUGGAGUUUAGUCUUCCAGGGUAUUCUUUCAUUUUACCUUCCGUAGGAGAUUUAAUGAAACGGAUUGCAAAUUUUGGAAGGGCAUAAAUCACAAAGUACGAAAAAAUCGACCAAGGCUUUCUGAGCAUUACGGAGAUUUUAAAAUUCCCAUGAUUGUUUUCAGAAGACAAGUGGGGAGCAUAGGUUUGCUUUUGACACAUUCUCAUCAGACACGUACAUACCAAUGGAAUAGUCAAGUAAAAUAUUUCAACGAUUAACGAAAUGAAUUGCAUUUCGUCCAAAAACACGGGCAGAGUUUUAGAAAAGUGGGAUGUAAAUACAGUCGUGCUAGGGGCGAUUUGGGAGCGGGAGCGCGCGAACAUUUGCACGAAGUUAUUCAACUUUUGAUCACGGCAAGUAACGACGCGCUACUCUUAGCUACUGGGCCAGCGUCUAUUAGCAACAACAGAACCGGCCGCUACCAGGUUACAAGAGCCGGUUUUGUGCUCGCAAAAGAACUUCCUUUAGAGUUCACGCUAUUCAUGGUGAAAAGUCGAAUAAAUACAUGCGUCUUUCUACCACUUUCACUCCCUCUCUGUCCCUGGCAUGAUCUUUUUACUCCUCUCUCCCAUAUUCUCUCACUUCGCCUGUGUUUUAAGACAAACUGAGAUGGAUUUUACUGAUCCGUGACAUGUUUUGCUUGACACAGCUCCCAUUUAAUUGUACGGAUCUGACGAUAAUUUAUCAAAAACGAGCGUAUGCCUAUCAACCAGUUUCUCGAGUUUACUGACCGGUUGCCUUAAAUAACUUUGUCCUGUAAUCCUAUUUCUAAAUUAAAAGCAGUUUCAUGCAUGCCAACAUCGAAGACAGACUACAGGCGUGUGUGCCAUUAGCAGACGUCAGCUGGUUUGUAGUUUAAAACUAUAUCCUGCGUCGAUUACUAUGCAUUUUUCAGGACGCGAUCCCACGUUUUGACCCAUGCUCAAAAGGAAUGAUUUGACUGUAAACUUUCGCCACUGAAAACGAAUGCGGAUCCAUUAUUAGAUAAUCCAAAAGAUGUUUCAUUUUUAAAGUUUAGGACUGGCAUAACUAUAACUUCGGCAUGUUAAUUGUUAUAUUAUACACUUAUUCAUAUAAUCGUGGAUUUGUCCCGAGUGAAGAAACGUUUCGCUGUUUGUUCGAACUACAAACUGAUUUUUCCGUUUCAGCCGCCUCUAAUCAAUCUAUCAGUGUAACCGGCCCUGUGCUGAUGGCACCCAGUAUAGUUACUUCGGGAACGAAAAGAGUAAUGGGUAUGGCUGCAACAAGGCCAAUACUUUUCACAUAAUAUAUUUUAAGGCACCCACUUUGUUUGAGAAAAUCAAAAUGCAUCUCUUCUCAGAUCUGAUGACUAUUCAUAGUAUUUUGCAGUUUUGUGGAAUGUUAACAAGCAAAAUCAGUUAUUUAAGUGUAGACUGGUCAAAUUGCUAAGUUUUACUUGCGUCAUAAAUGAGCGAUAUUCUAUGUACAUGAGCGUAAUAAUAAUUUUUAAAUUUAUUCUUGACUGCUCGUUCCUUUGGAGUACUUUUCUUGAAUUUAGGUAGCCUUUGGAUGUUCGUGGCAUCAUGGGUUUGCAUUUCGUGGUAA
Molecule: messenger RNA, 3460 nt
Organism: Spirometra erinaceieuropaei
Lineage: Eukaryota; Metazoa; Platyhelminthes; Cestoda; Diphyllobothriidea; Diphyllobothriidae
Source: the annotation of a GenBank genome assembly